Messenger RNA from Lethenteron reissneri (Far Eastern brook lamprey), 5000 nucleotides. RefSeq names its product protein wntless homolog. Gene Ontology annotation, cellular component: endomembrane system; organelle membrane. Gene Ontology annotation, biological process: intracellular protein transport; Wnt protein secretion; Wnt signaling pathway. NCBI's taxonomy places the organism in Eukaryota, Metazoa, Chordata, Hyperoartia, Petromyzontiformes, Petromyzontidae. Gene Ontology annotation, molecular function: Wnt-protein binding. The record is from RefSeq and is a predicted model, not a curated record.
ACGGCGUUCAUCGUGCUGGCGGGCGUGUGCGCAUGCCUCUACUUCCUCUUCCUCACCUUCAUGGUCUACCAAGUGUUCCGCAAACAUCGGCGGCAAACGUUCCUUCCUGCCCCCAUGUCUCGCGUGCGACGGCUGCAUUAUGAGGGUUUGAUCUUCCGGUUCAAGUUCCUGAUGCUGACCACCUUGGGUUGUGCUGCUCUCACGGUCAUCUUCUUCAUCAUCAGCCAGGUGAACGAGGGUCACUGGAAGUGGGGCGACCGCACGGUGCACGUGAACGCGGCGUUCUUCACGGGCGUGUACGGCAUGUGGAACAUGUACGUCUUCUCCGUCAUGUUCCUCUACGCGCCCUCGCACAAGCGCUACGGGGACACCGACCGCUCCGAAGGUGACAUCGCCCUGGCCCACGGGGAGGAGCUGACCACGGCGACGACGGCGUUGGCAGGAGGCUCGAACACGGCACCCACCGAGGUCUACCGCCUCGCCGGCAAGGAGGCGCAGGAGUGAUGCUGGCGUUGCCACGGCGACGACGACACGGCGACGGACACGGCGAUGUUACGGUGUCGUCACGGCAACGACGUGGCAACGACGACACGUUGACGACACGGUGACGACACGGAAGCGGACACUGCCCCCUGUUGCCGGCGGCACUAGUCAGGCACAAAUCUGCUUCGCUUCUGAGGUCUGACAGGAAAAAUUUGACGGGUCAUUGCAGGUGAUAUUGAAACGGGCUCAUGUGUUAUUCACCGCUUCCUAAAUUCGUAAACGCUAAAAAAAACGGAUGUGAAAAUAAGCACAGUUUUUUUGGCGGGUUACAUUAUUUUAUCAUGUUUUGUCCACCAAUUUUUAAUUUGUGAACCCCCUUUUUUCGGCGUGCAUACAGAUAACUGAUUGGAGAAUAGAGGCAAAUCGGACACCUGGUUUGUCUCUUGCAGAAUUGGUAGCCUGGUCUCUGUGCAUUGGCUGACACACAAAUUUCCUGCUUCUAAUUGUUUCGUAGAAUCACUUUUCAAUUGUCUUACAAAUCAAAGUCAUUGACGUGCCGAGUGAGAGUUGCCAAUCCGAUUACGCGCCAGACAAACGAACAACGCCGGAUUACGGUCGCCUGUCUUCUGUUAACCGGACUACAAUCGCGAGUUACCUCCCCGUUCCGUGCGCGGUGCUUUGGCGACGGCGAUGGCGACGGAACGCCGCAGCAAACGACAAGGACGCUGCUCUGCACGCGCCACGCCGGUUCCAUAGAACGCAGCUUGCGGAACGCUCCAAUUUUACUCCACACUCGAACAAGACGCGGCGAGCACACGUCGAACGCCGCGCUAGUAGUAGUAGAUGCCUUCGUAACAGGCUCCGCGUUCAGACAAAAAAACGCAAAGUGAAAACGGUUCAGUAAUGUAACGAUGAAGUGUGGCGAGGUACGGUGUACGACGACUACUACUACUACCACACGCACCGCGCGGUGAGAUGGCAGGACGAAUAACUGAGGGUACGCCGCCACCGCCGCCACGUUACUGUUAAUUCCGCACACUGUAUUACUGCACCGCUCACCGCUCAGCUGACGACACGGUAGCGACGUGUAAUAACGGCGUGCGCGCGCUCCGCUUUGUAACCGACAAUUGGUCCCCGAUGGAAUUAACCGCGUCACAGCGAAAACGCGUGAUGGUGUGAACACGCGUUAAGUGAGGACUUAACGUAUGCUACAAUACUGGCGGAAUGAAAUUCUGGUCGAGUACACGCGUAAACUAAGUGGACAAAGCCGGGUUUUUUUUUUUAAAUGCGCCACGCUCAAAAUACUCCUCUUACUCGUCACGCCUUAGUAAAACUACUAUACGCAGCAUGUUUAUGUAAUACUAACCACGUGAAGCGAAUACACCGCAGACAUGUUGCUAUGCACAGCACACUGAUAGAACACUACGAUGAUGAUGCUCAUAUACCAAGUUGGUGACCACUUGUAUAUGCCACGAAAAUAUAACACUCCUAUGAGAUCACUACAAUGCACAAUGGAACGCGACUGUACACACUGCUACGCCGUGCUCGCAGGAAUUGCUCCACACCAUCGCGCCGUUGCGCGCCACCAUCAUUUGCCGCCGUAGAAAAUAACUGAAGCAACCGCGCACACACCGCUUUGGGAACCGCUACGUAACGCGCGCGACACUGCGUACAUCGUACAAGUCGACUUUGGAUACACCUUGCUCCAACUUCACUGUGCACAACUAAAACACACAUCACGAUAAUGGAUCGCACCCCCACCACACCCGCUGAAGUUUCACGCGCUUCACGCUAUAAGAGAGCGUACUGCGCGCUCGACCCUAGCUUACCCAGUCAAGCAAACUACGAAUGCAACGAUGUAGCCCCGUCCGCGGUUCGAUCGUCACGUUUUUGGAUCUCAAACCAAUAUUUUUUAUUUUUCGCCGUCGCCUAACUUGGGCAACCUGUCGCGGUACUAAAUCUACGGACGCUAAAGUGGCGUGAACGAUAAGAUGUAUCUUGUCGUAUAUUGACACACGAAUCUAUAGGUCGGCGGUGGGAAAACGUUUUCCUUAUCAAGGGCCAAAUUGGACUUUCGGAUACCUUCGGCAGGGGCCGCCGCACGUCCUUGGCGUUAUCCGACAGUAAUGCGAGGAAUAAGCGGAGGGACCCCACCUUUACCACACCAACGUGCGAUGCCUUGCGACCGCUUUGCCUCUUGCUAGCGACGACAGUGUCGGGUCGAAAGUUCCGAAUGAGACGGGACGGAUGAAAGUCGUUUUCCCGGGCCUGGUGUGCCCAGGAUUGUCCUUUUCUUUUCGAGGCGGCUAAUAUCUGCAAGUCUUCCCCCGGGAUGUUAAAAAGUCACCCGUGGUUGUUUUGUCGUUUGCGCAAAAUGAUAUGCCACUCAACGCGUUUACAAUGCAGUUUCCCCCCUCUUCCAGGAUCGUGGCAUAUUUUUAUCCCCGUGACGCGCGCCCCAGUUUUUGUACCUCUGUAGGGUGGCAGCCCCGAAGUUGUUGGUAGGCCUCGAGUGGCCGCAGACUGUGAGAAAUCAAGUCGCGGAUUGUAGGUUGGACUUCAUAGUGGCGCGAACUUGCGCAAAUCGCAAACACUUUUUCCCCUCUUACGCACACCGCGGACAACUUGAAUCGUGACGUGUUAAAGCAAACGGGGUCCACGCCUGAGCCGUCUGCCGUGCAACUUUGUUGCAUGCAACGUAAUCCCUUGCGCGUGGACAUCAUUGGGCGCCACGUUGGCGAGAUGUUCACUACCUUGCCUUGUAUACAGGAGGUGCUGGGUUCGAUCCCGACCCUGACGCCUGCUGUAUAUUUGGGAGUUUCCGUGUUCUCCCCGUGGUCGUGUGGAUUUUUCUCCGGGUCCUCCGGUUUUUCCCCGUCACAUUCAGAAACCGCCAUAAAUUUCCACACAACGAUAAGCCGUUUCGCCGAGCUAUCGUUCGCGACAGCGAGGCCUUACCUGGUAAAAUAAAAAAUAGUUCAUCGUUAUUAAAAUUAUCUCUACUUUAAAUCGAUCAGCUCAGCGAUUCAAAGCGCUGUAUUUCAUCACGCUUAGCAUGACUUUGGCAAGCAAUGUUAUCCACAAAAUGUUUUUUUCGUGUUAGAUCUUCGCAAAUAUAAAUGCGUCGUUUAAACCCGCCACGACCCGACACGGCCAAUUCGCAAACAAAACUGGUGACGAAUUGCCACGUUCUUUUUUACGUGACGGACCUUACUACUAAUUGGCUGUGUCGGGUGGUGGCGGUUUUCACGACACAUUUAUAUCUAUACGCGCGAUCUAACCCCCCAAAAAAACCUCUCGUAGUAUUUCAUCACGUUGACAUGUUUUUUGGCACAACUAUUUGCUCAGAUGCGGACAAAGCAGUCGCGGGCGACGAUUAAGUUUGCCGCGAAUUCGAAAGCCGUUUGGUCGCAGCAGCUGAUCCGCUCGGGUGUGGGGAACCCGGCUUUAAGAUUCGAUUUUAAGUUGCCAAAUCGCUACGUGUCCAUCAUCUUCGUCGUCGCUUCCACACACGGCACAACAUCGAGUUCACAUUUCACAGCGGAAGUGGGGAAUAUUUAUACUUUGGUUGGAGUGGAACAGCAGUAGUUUUUAGGUCGAUUUGUCUUCUUUUGCCUCAAGUAAGCAGGAUGCGGUUGCCUUAAUGCGCGUAAGUAGCGUUGUACGUACUCGCGGAACAUUUCUGUCUUGUACUACAUACGAUAGUUUUUUUUUAGUUUUUUUAGUGCAUCAAGGAGCAUCGUGUUGGUACAUCGGUUACUACCCCUGAGGUAGCAUUAAAUAUAUAUCAUUUUUUAUAUAACGGUAGAACAUUAGCUUUUGUAGCUCGCGUAAAUUAAUACAUUUACGUCCGUUACGAUGACAUAAAGGUAGUUUGCCGUUUCGAUUUUUUUUACACGUAGAGCAUCACGUUAGCAGCGUGCUUAGUGAGCGAAGGGGGCGAGGGUGUUCGUCGCGAACCGUAACACACAAAACAAAAACAAGCUAACUACCCUAAGUGCCUUGCGUUGUUUUCCAGAAGUGUUCCCUCCCCCCACGACCCCUCGGAUCGAAAGCCGUCACAUGGACCUCGCGUCACGUGGCGAAGCUAUGCUCCCCCCCUCUCCUCUCUCUCGCGGUGCAGUGUCACCACGGACGUGGCCCGCUCGACUCAUGUUGCAACCCAAGUAUCGUUGCGGACGGGCACGCGAUGCAAACACGCGCGCGGUCAAUCUCCGCUGCUGGAUGAUGAGGCCCCCUUACCACUUUCGUGCGGUUUAUUUGACCGCACAUUGCCGAGGCGUUUGCCCAGUGCCAUAACCUCCCCCCCCCCCCCCCCCCCCCGUUGCUGUUACCCUAUGUUUGUAAUCGCCUCCGUUGCCCUCCCACCGCUAACACUGAGAUCUCUUGCCGAGGGUUGACUUGCGGGGGCGGCGGGGGGCGGGGGUUUAUUGACGCGCGAAAGCGAGGCUUUGCGACGGCUUUCCAGCGUAAACGAAAUGUAGUGACAUUAAAGUAUUUUACACAGUCUUCCUCGA